UAUUGAAAUUCUAAAUGCUAAAUUCCUUCACAUCUGAUCUUCCCGACCCGAAAAAUAUUAGCGUUAGCAUUGUCAGAAGAUCUAAAGAUGGGUUGCACGCAAUCAACGAUCGAGAACGAAGAAGCCGUGACUCGAUGCAAGGAGCGCAAGCAAUUCAUGCGAAACGCCGUCGCCACCCGCAACGGCUUCGCCGCUGCCCACUCCGCCUACACCGUAUCCCUCAAGAACACCGGCGCCGCCCUCAGUGACUACGGCCAGAUGGAGGGCCAUGGCUCACGCUCCUCCCAACCCCUUACCCAACCCCCAAUCGUAACCCUCCCUCCCUCUCCACCUCCGCUCCCCAAUUUCUUACAAACCCCUCCUCUGCAACGCGCUGCAACUAUGCCCGAAUUCUCCAUCCCCAAGUAUGAACUCAAACCUGCCGAACCCAUCCAAGAAGAAGAUGAUGAAAACGAAAUCGAAAACGAGGGCGACUCCCACCUUAUCCGCCGUGGAAGUUCCAGGACUCCUGAGCCGAAGGCUCCCCGACCACCGCCUUCCCCACCUCGUACACCCCCCUUGAGCAACCCUGACCCCCCGCUUCCACCGGAGUCCAAGGACACUCCCUAUGAUUACUUCUUCUCGAUGGACAUGGCCGGACCGUCCUUGAGUUACCCUAAUGAUAUCAGAACCCAAAACGAUGCGAGUGGCAGCAGGGAUUACGAUGAUCGCUAUCACAGGAAGGAGAAUGUCGUCGUCGUUGAUGGUGACGAUGGAAGUAAAGGUGGUACAGUUGAGCCUGAGCCUCAGAUGGCGCCGGCGGAGAAAGAGGUUGAGCCGGAGGCAGUGAAGCCACAGCCCUCGAAGAAGUCAAAGCAGGUGGUUAAUUGGCAAGUUGAUGCACCUGACUCUGUUGAGGCUAAGAAAGUGGCUAAGUCUGCCCCAAAUGUUAGUUUGUUGAAGAUACUGAAUGAACUGGACGAUCAUUUCCUUGAAGCGUCGAAGAGUGCUCAUGAAGUUUCUAAGAUGCUCGAGGCUAAUCGCUUGCAUUUCCACUCUAAUUUUGCUGAUAAUCGGGGACACAUUGACCAUUCUGCAAGGGUUAUGCGUGUUAUUACGUGGAAUAGGUCCUUCAGGGGUAUGCCUAAUGCUUAUGAUGGAAAGGGCGAUUUUGACGCGGAAGAACAGGAAACUCAUGCCACUGUGUUGGAUAAGUUGCUAGCUUGGGAAAAAAAGCUUUAUGAUGAAGUGAAGGCUGGUGAGCUCAUGAAACUUGAGUAUCAGAGAAAGGUUGCUUUGCUGAAUAAGCAACGGAAGCGGGGACCAGAUUCUGACGCAUUGGAAAAGACAAAAGCAGCAGUUAGUCAUUUGCAUACCAGAUACAUUGUUGACAUGCAGUCCCUGGAUUCAACUGUAGCAGAAAUAAACCGAUUGCGUGAUGGUCAGUUGUAUCCAAAGCUUGUGGAACUUGUUGAUGGGAUGGCCAAAAUGUGGGAGACGAUGUAUGUGCAACAUGACAAACAGCUGAAAAUUUCUGCAGACCUCAGAUCCCUUGACCUUUCCCAGGCUCCCAAAGAAACUAAUGAGCAACACCAUGAGCGUACUGUGCAGCUGUGGCAUGCAGUCGAGGAGUGGCAUACACAGUUCCAGAAACUUAUGACCCAACAGAAAGAGUACAUAAGAACUCUAUACAGCUGGUUGAAACUGAAUCUAAUCCCUAUUGAGAAUAGCUUGAAGGAGAAAGUGUCAUCCCCAUCAAGGGUUCCUCAGCCCCCAAUCCAGACCUUUCUGCGUGCUUGGAAUGACCAUCUUGAGAAGCUUUCUGAUGGGCUGGCCAGGACACAAAUCUCAAACUUUGCUGCUGUUGUUAAUACCAUCGUGGUAUAUCAACAGGACGAGUUUAAACUGAAGGAAAAAUGUCGCGACACCAGGAAGGAGCUUGCACGCAAGGAACGAGCAUUCACGGAAUGGCGUGAGAAGUAUAUGCAGCGGAAAACACCAGCUGAUGAGAUGGAGUCAGACAGGGCAGAAGAUCCAAACUAUAAGGAUCCUGUUGUGGAGAGGCAGUGUGUUGUGGAGGCCCUGCAGAAGCGAUUGGAAGAGGAGUUGGAAGACCACCAGAAACACUGUAGGCAUGUGAGGGACAAGUCAUUGCAGAAUCUCAAGAUGCAGUUGCCCGAGCUUUUCAGAGUCUUAUCGGAGUUCGCGUUUGCUUGUUCCAAUAUGUACAAGAACUUGAGGUCCAUUGCAGGGUGAGAACCGAACUGAGAGCUCAUCUUGAAGAUUUAUUUUUCAUGUAUAGCUUGCAUAUAGAUAGAUCCAUUUGUUCACUCACUUUUGUGUAGUAUUUGUUCGGAUAGGUAAAUUAUAUCUUUAUAUUUAUACCA
Telopea speciosissima is the source of this 2366-nucleotide messenger RNA. Its product is annotated as protein ROLLING AND ERECT LEAF 2-like. NCBI's taxonomy places the organism in Eukaryota, Viridiplantae, Streptophyta, Magnoliopsida, Proteales, Proteaceae. The transcript has 4 exons. The record is from RefSeq and is a predicted model, not a curated record. Bases 88 to 2235 code for a protein of 715 amino acids.